This is a messenger RNA of Moneuplotes crassus, 919 nucleotides long. The record is from the annotation of a GenBank genome assembly. Lineage: Eukaryota; Ciliophora; Spirotrichea; Euplotida; Euplotidae.
UUUGAAUAACUAAAAAGAUCACCAAGAGCAAGUGAUUACUCUCAUUAUGUGUAGAAAUGAAGCAGAAUCCUUCAUUGAAGUACUUUAAUAGCUUCAAGACGACAGAAAAUGGAAAUAUCAUACCUCUAAAUGAGCUGAUAAACCCACCUCCAGAUAUAAUAAACCCGAUUAUUACAAAAAGCCAAGGGAUCGAGAGACAGUUCAUGACUAUGAAUGAGCCAAAAAUUAUCAGGAAGAAGUACAAGAAAACACAAGUGAAGAACACUCAGAAACCACCGGUGAAUCCAGCUUUUAACUUCAUCACUACAAAAAAAAAGCUUAUCCACAGAAAAAGUUCUUCACUGUCUUCAAGUGGAGGUUUCGACUCAUUGAAAGCCAAGUUCCUUAAUGAGAUUAUUUCUCGGAAACUUCUCGAUGGAGACUUCGAAAAAUCUCAUAAAUUUUAUCAUCCUUUGGAUAAGUCUAGAUUCUUGAAGCACAAGAUGAAUGUUAAGACAUUAAAAUCAUUAGGAGUCAACAGAGGGAUGACUUGUCCUUCAAGCACGGUUAGUAUUUGCCAAAACUCUUCUUUGGCUCCCAGCCAGGACUCUCGAGCAUCUUCUCCACUGAAUAUAAACCAGAUUGCUUUAAAGAAGCAGAAUAUUUCUACGUUCAAGAAAAUGAGGAUCCUGAAGUUAAAAUAAUUUAGAAGAUAGCCGUUCUAGAAGUCGCAUUCAGAGCUUGAAGCGAAAACUCAGGCUUUUUGGUGAAACCAAUAAGUGUGAUAAAACCGAGCAUGCCGGGCUGAAAAUACUGAAAAACAAGCAAAAAUAUUUUAUGAAGAGGAACCUACGUAAUGGAAGCAAUAUCUCUCUUCGAGGUCGGAGAUAUAGUACUUUGCAAGGAAAUGAAUAGCUUUUCAAUUAAUUUAAUCUCAAAA